AUGACAGUUGUUGUAUUUGAACUGGACGCUUUCGAUGCACUUCGUUGGCUGGUUUUCGCAACAGCUGCAGUGUCACUGAAAUUCUGCUGGUACUCAGUGGACAUCAACGGACGUAAUAGUGCACCACUCCGCGAACACCUUGCGGAAGAACGCCGCUGUCGAAAACAACGCGGCUGUGAUGAGGGUUGGAGGGCUGGCGGUAACGCCGUCGCGUCUUCGCUUGGAUGGCCCUCGACUGAUGAGGGCCGAUCCGGCCGGCGCGAAUAUUUCAAACGCGACAACGACGACGACGACGACGACGGUGACGAUGACCUUGAGCACUACUUGCUGGCUGUUGCUUGGUAA
This is a messenger RNA of Angiostrongylus costaricensis, 345 nucleotides long. The record is from the annotation of a GenBank genome assembly. Lineage: Eukaryota; Metazoa; Nematoda; Chromadorea; Rhabditida; Metastrongylidae.